Messenger RNA from Cyprinodon tularosa, 1273 nucleotides. It is a transcript of the gene ntmt1, whose product is annotated as N-terminal Xaa-Pro-Lys N-methyltransferase 1. The record is from RefSeq and is a predicted model, not a curated record. Gene Ontology annotation, cellular component: cytoplasm. NCBI's taxonomy places the organism in Eukaryota, Metazoa, Chordata, Actinopteri, Cyprinodontiformes, Cyprinodontidae. Gene Ontology annotation, biological process: N-terminal protein amino acid methylation. The coding region runs from base 214 to 882 and encodes 222 amino acids. The transcript has 4 exons. Gene Ontology annotation, molecular function: N-terminal protein N-methyltransferase activity.
UGUGAGCGUGUGGCGAUGUCCGCAAAUAGUAAGUGGGUGAAACACGUUGAGGAGAACCAUCAGAGUCUCUGCGGACACUAAACCAGGUUAGUUUAACCCGGUUUAAAGCCGCUCAGAACCAGAAAGCUGCUCUUUCACCGACAGGAGGGAAGCUAACGGCGGCUAACGGCUAAAAGCGGCAGUUUGCUGUUAAACCAGCAGGAACUGAAGAGGAUGGGGGACAUUGUGGAGGACCAGGCCAGCUUUUAUUCCAACGCAGAAGACUACUGGAAGGAGGUGGCCCCCACCGUGGACGGGAUGCUGGGAGGAUACGGCAGCAUCUCCAGCAUCGACAUCAACGGAUCCAAGGCUUUCCUGAAGAAAUUCCUCGGGGAAGGCGAAGGGAAGACGGGGAAAGGCUGCGCUCUGGAUUGUGGAGCGGGAAUCGGCAGGAUCACCAAGCGGCUGCUGCUGCCUCUGUUCAGAACCGUGGACCUGGUAGACGUCACCAAGGAGUUCCUGGAUAAAGCCAGGUCCUACCUGGGGGACGAUGGGAAGAGGGUGGGGAACUACUUCUGCUGUGGCCUGCAGGAGUUUGUGCCGGAGGUGGGGCGGUAUGACGUCAUCUGGAUCCAGUGGGUCAUCGGUCACCUGACAGACGACCACCUGGUGGACUUCCUGCAGCGCUGCCAGAAAGCCCUUCGGCCCAACGGACUCAUCAUCAUCAAAGACAACGUGUCGUACGAAGGCGUUGUCCCCGACGAGGUGGACAGCAGCGUGUGCAGAGACCUGGACAUCGUCCGGCGCCUGGUGGGCCAGGCGGGCCUCCGGAUCGUCCACGAGGAGCAGCAGCUCAACUUCCCCAAAGAGAUCUACCAGGUCCACACUCUGGCCCUCAGAUAGGAGGGCGGCGCCGGUUCCACCGAGCCGUGACGGGUCUUCAUCUCAGACUGCCGGGAAAGCAGAGCGGCCACAGCAGCUGCCGAUCUGAGGUCUGUUCCACCGAGCAGCGAGGAGACAUCGCCACAGCAACAGAUGCUUGAAACGGAACCGCCUUCGGCUCAGUUCCAGUUUUGAGGAAACGGUUCCUGGAUUUGAUGUAAAAUACUUUUAAUGAUAGAGACAAUUUUUUUCUCCAGAAAGUUUUUUAUUAAAACGAAUUUUCAGAAAAAGAUUCAUGAGUUUGGAUCCGAUAUUCACUUCAAAUGUUCCUGCACCAAAGAUGAGAAAUCCCAAACCGGAUCAACCUGCUGCUUUCAUCUGGUCCAGAUCCAGAACCGGGAACGCUCACUGG